Molecule: messenger RNA, 465 nt
Organism: Penicillium bovifimosum
Lineage: Eukaryota; Fungi; Ascomycota; Eurotiomycetes; Eurotiales; Aspergillaceae
Exons: 1
Coding region: 1-465 (154 amino acids)
Source: RefSeq, a predicted model, not a curated record
AUGGACUCGACUUUGCGAACUCCUUACAACACUCAACCUUCUACCUCCCUCAAUACCUCCACCUCUUCGACACUCCACCCAUCAACCAGUCAGACCACUAUGACCGCCCAGGCCCAAAGUACCCUGGAUAUCGCAGCGAGUGCAACCAAGCAGGUCUUUUCUUCGCCCUCGCUACAACCUACCUCAUCUUCCCCGCAUACCUCCGCUCCUCCCACGCAACCCUCGUCACAAACAAUCGACAGCACUUCCCACCCGACCACACAUCCCAUCGCUCCCCCAUCCAACGCAAAUGAUUUAUUGUCUGUCAAUCCAGUCCCCGACGCGGCACCGUUACGAGACAACAAUAAACUGGGGGGACCAACUGCCACAGCACCCUUCCUACAGGACUUCAAUCUGGUCGCCGAGGCAGCCAAGCGCGCUCAAAUGGGUAUUGUCAUGCGCGACCUCGAGAGCGUGACUCUUUGA